Molecule: messenger RNA, 1654 nt
Organism: Drosophila persimilis
Lineage: Eukaryota; Metazoa; Arthropoda; Insecta; Diptera; Drosophilidae
Gene: RanBP3
Product: ran-binding protein 3
Exons: 2
Coding region: 84-1553 (489 amino acids)
Biological process (GO): protein export from nucleus
Cellular component (GO): cytoplasm; nuclear pore
Molecular function (GO): GTPase activator activity
Source: RefSeq, a predicted model, not a curated record
GGCUUGGCAGAGAGCGCUCUUUUGUUGAAAAGAUUUUGGCAAAUUAAUUUUAUAAAAACUUAUAGCGAUAUAUUGAAUACGCAAUGUCGGAAAAUAAUGAAGCGUCAGUGGAAAGUAACUGUUUCCGAGGUGGCUUCACCUUGAAGGCCUCGCGCUUGGGCGGGGCAGUGCUGCGUCCGCCCGUGCUUGGGCCCUCCGUUCUGGGGUCGAGUGCCCAGACCAACAGCAACAAUAGUUCCACAUCGCUGGCCGGCAACAACGAAAAGUCGGAGGAUGAAAACAUCUCAAACAACCCAUUUUUGCGCGAAGAAAAGGAUGAAGGAAAUGAAGAUGCCGGGGCCGAUGCCACCGCCGUCGCAGCCGCCGCCCCUACGGUUGCCCCGGAGUCUUCUUCCAUUGAAAAAGCAGAACAGAAGGACGACGAUGAAGUUGAUGAGCGGCCGGAUCCGCUGACCAAGCUUCGAAGCAAUGGCAUCGAGCGAUCCAGUAUGUUCGGAGCAGCCAAAACCAAUAUGCCACAUGUCCAGACAACUGGCUAUGUAUUCGGGCAGAAUGUGCAUGAGCGUGUCGUCGGCGUUGGUGACGGCCAUGUGGCUGCUGCAGUCCCAGGAAGCUCCUCGGAGAAGACCAACACAGACCAAGACAAUGUUGAGGCGGCAGCCGCCACAUCCCAAUCGCAGCAGACACAGGAACCCUCUUCCUCGUCGCAGCUCCUGUUCUCCAGCGUGAUUCAGAAGGCUGCCCAAUCCACAGACAGCAGCGAGGCUGCCUCCUGCAGCUCCAGCAGCAACAACAACAAAUCUGAGGCAUCAGAAGCCAAGAGUCUGACAGACGUGGCGCGCGAGUACGAGGAGAGCCGCGCCCAGAAGCGCAAGUACGAGGAGGUGGAGACAUUCACUGGGGAGGAGGACGAACUGAAUAUUGUCGAUGUCAGCUGCAAGCUGUUCGCCUGGGUCAACAGCAACUGGGAGGAGCGUGGACGAGGCAGUCUGCGCCUGAACGAUGUCAAGGGCGAACGUGACUGUUCGCGCGUCGUCUUCCGUACCUCGGGCAACCUCCGUCUGUUGCUGAAUACCAAAGUCUGGGCGGCCAUGGUGGCCGAACGGGCCAGCCCCAAGUCACUGCGUCUGACUGCCAUCGAUAACACGGGAUCCCUGAAGAUCUUUCUUGCCAUGGGUCGUCCGGCGGACAUUGCCCAGCUGCACAAGUCUCUCGGCGACCGCAUUGCCCGCCGCAAGCUAAUCCAUCCCGAAGAAUGCUCCGUCGAGAACACGAAAAAUGGUGUGUCCUCUGAAGUUGCCGCCAGCCUGCAGCCCGAAUCGACCACACACGACGAUGAGGAUUCGUCAUCAGCCCCAGCGGCCACCGCCGUUGCCGAGGCGGACAGCAUGGAGCCCAGUCCCAAGAAGGUGCUCGUCCAGCAGCCCGACAGCAGCGAUGAUGUCUGUGUGCCGCCCAUGGAAGUGGCCAGCGAAGACGUAGAUGCCGAUGCCGAUGCCGCCGCCAAUGCCGAGGCCGAGGCCAAGGAGUCGUCGUCCGCUGAUCAAAAUUAACCGCCGCUUGCUUACGUGUUUUUUUUUUCGAAAUAUAAAUGGAGAACAGAACAGAAACACCCCCCACUAAAUGAAUGAGAAACGCAGUGAAUUAUUAUAAA